Messenger RNA from Aspergillus saccharolyticus JOP 1030-1, 1124 nucleotides. RefSeq names its product pyridoxamine 5'-phosphate oxidase family protein. The transcript has 2 exons. NCBI's taxonomy places the organism in Eukaryota, Fungi, Ascomycota, Eurotiomycetes, Eurotiales, Aspergillaceae. The coding region runs from base 160 to 960 and encodes 266 amino acids. The record is from RefSeq and is a predicted model, not a curated record.
AAACUACUACUAAGUACUAUAAGUACUACUAUAGUACCACUAUAUAAAUCCUGCCGGUCCAGUACAAGUAGUAGAUGCAAGCACUAACACACUCGUCUCUCCAUGUUAUCAAUCAAAAAGUGUACUUGAAUUACGAACCACUAAAAUCUUGCAAGAACAAUGGGAAAGACUCUAACAUAUCCCAAGAAACCAUCAAACACGGUCAACCGCUACAAACAUCGAGCGACCUACGAUCUCGGUGCCAUCCAUGCCAUAAUCAACUCAACCCAGGUCCUCCAUGUCUCCUUCAGUCCCGGGCCCUCCGAGCCCUUUCCAGCAAUCCUGCCCAUGAUCGGGCAAAUGGGCUCCUUCGACUAUCCAUCCGCCAGCAUCGACGAGCCUCUGGACUGCUAUCUUCACGGCUACGUCAGCUCGCGGAUCAUGAACCUUGCGCGCGAGUCCGAAGGGGAGGGGCUCCCCGUCUGUGUGGCAGCAAGUAAAGUCGACGGGCUCAUCCUGUCACUAACGCCCAACUCCCACAGCUACAACUACCGCUCAGCCAUCAUCCAGGGCUAUGCGCAGCUGGUUACGGACGAGGCGGAAAAACUGUACGCCAUGGAACUCAUCACGAACUCCGUGCUCUCGGACCGCUGGGCCAACACGCGCGUGCCGCCCGACCGCGCAGAGAUGUCCUCCACCGUCAUUCUCAAGGUCAAGGUCGUCAGCGGCAGUGGUAAGAUCCGCGACGGCGGGGUUUCCGACGAGAAAAAGGAUACAGGCAACGAGGAGGUCACCGACCGGGUCUGGACGGGCGUGGUGCCUGUCUGGGAGUCAUUCGGAGAGCCUGUACCCAGUACACAGAACCACGUGGCUGGCGUGCCGGACUAUAUCAGCUCAUUUGUGGCGGCGAAGAAUGCGGAGAAUCGUGGUUAUGCGGAGAAGGCCAUUGGUGUUCAGCUGCCACAGGAGGAGCAGCAUUGACGUGGGCUGAAAGGGCGCAUUAUAUCUUUUCUUUUCUUUUUCUUUUCUUUUUCUUUUUUAUGGUAGAUGUUGUCUAACGAAAUGUCAUUUCAGGGCUGUCCACAGCGUGGUGAGUUAAAUGAGGGAGGCUCUUCGGGCUGCGCAAGACAUAUUGCGGGGUAGUU